AUGAAUAGUUUCUUGAAACUAGCACGUAACGAGUCGGAAAGUCACCAGUUCAAGCUCGGAUGGCAUGUGCUCAAAAAUAGAGAUCCUCGCAGUCUCGCUCUCUCGACCGUGGAAAGGGACGCAGCUGAGAUGUCUUUCUUUUCCAAGCCUCCAUGGAGCAGCUUCGACGAUCAAAGCUGUCUGGGAAUUGAUAAAUUACGUUUACGCCUUAGUCGGGUACUUCACGAACGUAUUGCUUCAAGUUUACCAGACAUUAUUGAAGAAAUCCGUACUGAGACCGCUAAGUCGGAGGCAGAGCUACAAAAAUUAGGAACAGACAGGUCUUCUAGAAAAUCGAAAGAGACGUACCUUGUUGGAGUUGCACAGCAUUUUCAGAUGCUUGCCCAAUCGGCGGUCGACGGUACAUGGAGUGAUCAUUUUGAUCCAUUCUUUCAGAAUCCUUACGGGGAAGACGGAUAUCGUAAGCGAUUGAGGGCGGUGGUUCAAAACCUCAACGAUCAAUUCAGUGACCUUAUGUAUUCGCGGGGACGUCGAUGGAUUUUGGCUGCGGAAGGUGAAGUUACAGGAAGACCAUUUGCUAUGAACUCUUCUGUCAACACUUCCCCUAACAAGACCAACCAAACGCCGUUUAAUGUUUAUCCCGGCAUUGAUCAAUUUGCGGCUAGUGAGAAAAUCACGAGAGAAGAGUUCAUGCUCAAAAUCGAGCACCUGUCAAGUGCCACAAGAGGUCGUGAACUCAGUGGCGCUUUCAACCAUAACACGAUUGGCGAGCUCUUUCGAGAGCAGUCGCAAAGAUGGACAAAACUUGCAGAACAUCAUGUCGAGACCGUGUGGAAUGCUGUCAAAUUCUUUCUUGAGGCAGCUUUUGAAGCUUUGGCUGAUCCCAGAACUCUCAACGCGAUAAUGAUUGACAUUGUCGACCCGAUGAUGGCCGAUAAAAGGAUCCAGGCCAGGAAAAAGCUAGAGGAGAUACUGGUGCCCCACACCAAACUUCAUCCUAUUUCAUACAACAGCAAGUUACUCAAAAGUGUGCAUGACGCAAAGUUUAAACGGGAGCUCGAAAGAAUCCAACAGGAAGCCUCUUUGCUCAUCCAAGCUUCGAAAAGUAGAAAUCUUUCCGAAGAAGACUUAGAGAGUAUAGUCCAAGACUCCGCGAAUUAUACGCAAGAUGAUUUGGGCGAUAAGUUUGGCUCUUCUGAUAUUUUGGAUUACACGAAUGCGUAUUACGAGAUAAGCCUAAACACAUUUGUCGAUAACGUGGCAACUCUAGUUAUUGAGAGCUGUUUGAUAAGUAACCUCAGUGACGUGUUUCCCGCUGCCAAAAUACCAUUGAUGGAUGACGAAUUAUUGGAUCGUCUAGCAUCUGACUCGGAUGAAAUCAUUACCCAGCGUAGAAAGCUGGAGGCGAAGCUUACCUGUUUUCGAGAUUCUCUGAAGAUAUGUCAGAAGAAUUUGAUACAUAUACCUCGCGACCUAAGGCGCUCAGGAGGAACACAAAACAAACCUAAAACGCCCAACCCAGCAAGUGAAAGCAAACCGACCUCAAACAGCGUCCCGGUAAUCAAUUCUCCAAACACAACAUUGGGAUCAACCGGAGCGAAAAAAAGAACUCAUCCUCCAAAGUCCGUCCCAGAUAAGUUCCCCGGCUUCAACACCGUAACACCACCACCUCCUUUCUCCUUUGCGUCGCCCAACAAAGAAUCCGAUCAUCCCAAAAAUGAUACCUGGGCAGGUAGUGGCCUAUUUUCCAACCUACCGCAAACUUCGAAAUCGCCGGGAGGAAAAGAAAAUGGUCAAAAUCCAACCCCCGGUACUCUCUUUCGCGGUAUAAAUUUAGCCAGCAGCCCCUCACCUCAAAAACCAGCCGGAUUCGGCGGUUUUGGGGCCUUUGCGUCAUCUGGUAGUGAUGCAAAUGGGACGUCAAAGAGCUCUGUAGAUUGGUCGAAAGUGGGAUCAGCGAAGGUUGGAAAGCCGUUUAGUUUUAACGACUUGCCUAAGACGACAGAUAGCUAG
Glarea lozoyensis ATCC 20868 is the source of this 2013-nucleotide messenger RNA. Its product is annotated as dynamin GTPase, putative. The record is from RefSeq and is a predicted model, not a curated record. NCBI's taxonomy places the organism in Eukaryota, Fungi, Ascomycota, Leotiomycetes, Helotiales, Helotiaceae. The coding region runs from base 1 to 2013 and encodes 670 amino acids. Gene Ontology annotation, cellular component: membrane; cytoplasm; microtubule. Gene Ontology annotation, molecular function: GTPase activity; microtubule binding. The transcript is spliced from 3 exons.